AUGAAGAAAAAGAAAUUUGAUCGAUUUAUCGAUUGUAUUCAAGCAGAAGGUCUCCCACCACAAAUGAUCCUUUAUCCAAUGAUUGAAUCGGUCGCAAUAAACAAUGUUGGGUUUAUUUCAGAAGCAAUACUUUCUUACUGUAAACCUACGAUGAAUCAUAAUGAUUUAAUGUUAACAUGCCCGACACAAAUCAUUAGUAAGAAUGAACAAUUUGGUGAAAACUUGGACUUUAUCAUAAUUCAAACAAUCCACGCUCAGACCAUUCGUUACGUACUAGUCGUCGAAGAAAAACGUGAUGCACUUGAAAAAGGACUUACUCAACUGUUACUGGCAUUGAAAUCUAUAUGGGAUGUAAAUAAUGAUAAAAAAUUAGUGUAUGGAUUCGUUAUACUGCAGGAAUCAAUUGGCAAUUAG
Rotaria socialis is the source of this 414-nucleotide messenger RNA. The record is from the annotation of a GenBank genome assembly. NCBI's taxonomy places the organism in Eukaryota, Metazoa, Rotifera, Eurotatoria, Philodinida, Philodinidae.